This is a messenger RNA of Rotaria sp. Silwood2, 1005 nucleotides long. NCBI's taxonomy places the organism in Eukaryota, Metazoa, Rotifera, Eurotatoria, Philodinida, Philodinidae. The record is from the annotation of a GenBank genome assembly.
AUGCGUGGUUUUCUCUCAACUACACCGGAUCGAGAUGUGGCCGAAACUUUCGCGCAAUGCUUACCUGAGAAUUUAGCCGUCUUAUUUGAAAUUACAGUUGAUUUAUAUCAAGUACCGUCAGUGGUUCUCGCUGAUAUAUCAAAGUUUAGUGCAAUUUUAGCUGAGAAAGAAGUUCUGUUCGGAUUAAAUGCAACCUUUGAAAUUGAUGAGCAGUUUCAGGGCAGCUGUGGUCGAUGGAUCAUACGAAUGCAUGCAACGAAUUGUGGACAGGAAAUCGCCAAUAACUAUAUACGGGAUCAUCGGUUAGCAAUAUCAAACUGUUCUUCAUCAACUUCAAUCUCGAUCAAUUUCACGCUGGCUCAACUUCUCAUAGAAAUGGGUCAGUAUGAGACAGCAAUCAAAUUCUUAGAAAAGAUUUUUCCGACUAAAGAUGAUGAACGAGCAAAUCUGUAUUUUAUUUUGGCCGAUGCAAACAUAUCAUCGUACCGUUCAGUAGACCAUGCAUUGGAUGAGGGAAUGCGAUUAUUGAAGGAUUCAGAAGAGCUAUUUAUCUCACUGGACAAUAAACUUGGUAUUGCUAAUACUCUUAGACGUCGUGGUGAUGCACUAGUUCUAAAUAAACAGUACGAUGAAGCUAUUCACAUUUAUCGACAAGCAAUAAAACAGUACAGACAAAUAACUGACCAACAAGAAAAUAUUGCCAGUUGUCACAAUGGUUUGGCUGAUGCAUAUUUAGGACAACGAAACUAUGCGCAAGCAAAAUUUUAUUAUUCGAAAGCAUUGAAGUGUCGACAGGCUCAUCUGCCAGUUGAACAUCCGGCGAUCGCACGAAGUUACUUUAGUUUAGGACGUUAUUAUUAUUAUAAAGGGAAUAAUAAUGAAAAUGCACUGCUCUAUUUAAAGAAAGCAUUGGAACAAAAAAAGAAGAUUUAUCCGCCAGAUCAUCCAUCGAUUCAAUGUAAUGAACAACUUCUAAAACAAGUCGUAGCAGCUACUGCACGAUAG